Messenger RNA from Mesoplodon densirostris (Blainville's beaked whale), 1671 nucleotides. RefSeq names its product transmembrane protein 100 (gene TMEM100). Gene Ontology annotation, biological process: cellular response to BMP stimulus. The record is from RefSeq and is a predicted model, not a curated record. Bases 507 to 911 code for a protein of 134 amino acids. Lineage: Eukaryota; Metazoa; Chordata; Mammalia; Artiodactyla; Ziphiidae. The transcript has 3 exons.
AGACAAGCGUCAUUUAGGAAGAGGUAGGGUAAAAGAAAGAGCUCCAGAUUCUAAAACCUGCCAUACAGUAUUUUAUUAUAUCUUUUUUUUUCCCCAGAGGAGAUCCCCGUCCUGUCACUUUAUUUACAGACGUGCUGUUACAGGCUGUCUUCCCAGAGGUCGCAGAAGAAGCUCAGACGCUGCUGUUCCUUCCCUCCCAAGUCCAGUGGUCUCCUUGGUAAUGGACUGCUUCUCUCUGAGCUGCUGGAUCACUUCUCGAUGGUAAAGGAGAAUGACGUACCAUGUCUGAGCAAGAGAAGAGUGUUCACUGAUUUCUCAUAGAUGGCGUUUCAACCAGAGGCUUUUGAUCGAGAGUCUCAGAUUUCACCCUGAAAUGUUCAGCUUCAAAAUAUUUAGAAAGAUACAGCGCAGCGCAGCAAGUUUUUGUACACAGCAGCGCGGGCUUCCACCCUGGUGAGACCGCCCAGGUCUAGUCUGUGAACUCAGCUAGGAGGCAUACUGUAAAAAUGACCGAAGAGCCCAUAAAGGAGAUCCUGGGAACCCCGAAGUCUCCCAAGCCAGUGGCAAUGGAGAAGAGCUCCAAUGGUGAAGUCAUGGUCACCAUGGUCCCCCUGGUCAAUGAGAUUCAGCUGACAGCCGCCACGGGGGGUGCUGAGCUCUCCUGUUACCGCUGCAUCAUCCCCUUCGCCGUGGUGGUCCUCAUCGCCGGGAUAGCGGUCACUGCCGUGGCUUACAGCUUCAAUUCCCAUGGCUCCAUCAUCUCCAUCUUAGGUCUGGUCCUUCUGUCAUUGGGACUUUUUUUGUUAGCCUCCAGCGCCCUGUGCUGGAAGGUGAGACAGAGGAGCAAGAAAGCCAAGAGGCGGGAGAGUCAGACGGCUCUCGUGGCAAAUCAGAGAAGCUUGUUUGCUUAGGACUGAAUGAGACCAAACGGGAUGUGUGGUCUGAAGGACCUGCUCUCACUCCGUCCGCCAGUGCACCCAGGACUGGUGUGGGAGAGGAUGGACUUGGCAUUGCCGCAGACCAGAGGCAUGGGGGUGGCCUGAGGGUGGAGGAUGGAUGGGGUUCUUGUCUGUGAGCAAUGACUCGUGUCUUCGAUGACAAACUUAACUCUGAGGGCUAUUUCUAAGACUGAAAAAUCAGUUUUUCCUCUACAUUAAACAUUUUAGGGGUCAUGGGAGGUGUGUGGCAUUAGACAACAUUUGGUUCACUUUGGAAAGUAGGCAAGAGAAGAUGAGUUCUGGCACACCAGCAACCUGCCUCCAAAAGAGAUAACUUACGCUAUUAGGAUGUUAUAUCAUAAAAAUGUUCUGCUGAGAGUCUAAACGGCCUUGAACUUUGCAUACUCCUGUGAAAUUCUGUGAUCAUUUUUUUUUUCCAAAAAGUUGAUUCUCUAGCAUCUGUUUUAUUUUUCACUUUCAGUAACUCAUCACUGGUGGUACUUUUCUUGAAGAAUAAACUAAUAUUUUUUUUUAUGUUUUAACAUUGGACAGUUUUUAGAUGAUCGUAAUGCUGUGUCAGAAGUUUAGAAAAAAAGGUAAAAUGUGUAGCUACUUGAUGACAUGCGGGGAUAAAUUAAUAUUAAAAUAAUCCAAUAUAGCACUUUUGAUGAUUUUUAUAUUAAAGUUUAAUGUACAUUUUAUUCAAAAUAAUAAAUACUCAUUGCUGCUGAAA